UAAUCAUUCUAAAAGCAUAAUAUAGUGUUUGGUGAUUGUCAACUUGGCAAGUGAUGUGUUUUUUUUUUUUUUUUUUGCUUCACUUUUAAGCUCUAUAAUUUGCAGAGCAACAAAGGCAAUUCUUUCUUAGGAAGAAAAUAAAAGGCAAUUCUUUUAGCUGUUCCUCUCUCUCUUCUUCUGAUCUCAGUUGUAGUUGGAGUUGGCUUGGCUGGGAACACAAACACAAGGGUAAUUAGUAAUUACAGCUAAUUAUGGCAGAAAGUGAGGAAAUUCAGCCUCUUGUUUGUGAUAAUGGUACUGGAAUGGUUAAGGCUGGUUUUGCUGGGGAUGAUGCUCCAAGAGCUGUAUUUCCUAGCAUUGUGGGUAGGCCAAGGCAUGCGGGUGUUAUGGUGGGAAUGGGUCAGAAGGAUGCCUAUGUUGGAGACGAGGCUCAAUCCAAAAGAGGCAUUCUUACACUCAAAUACCCUAUUGAACAUGGCAUUGUUAGCAACUGGGAUGAUAUGGAAAAGAUUUGGCAUCACACUUUCUACAACGAGCUUCGUGUUGCUCCUGAAGAACACCCUGUCCUCCUUACUGAAGCACCUCUUAAUCCAAAGGCCAACCGCGAAAAGAUGACUCAGAUCAUGUUUGAAACGUUCAAUGUCCCUGCCAUGUAUGUUGCCAUCCAAGCAGUUCUCUCCCUCUAUGCUAGUGGCCGCACCACAGGUAUUGUAAUGGACUCUGGUGACGGUGUAAGCCACACCGUCCCCAUCUACGAAGGGUAUGCGCUUCCACACGCCAUCCUUCGUCUGGACCUGGCUGGAAGAGACUUGACAGACGCGUUGAUGAAGAUCCUAACAGAGAGAGGUUACACAUUCACCACAACCGCCGAACGGGAAAUAGUACGUGACAUCAAGGAGAAGCUGGCCUAUGUGGCUCUGGACUAUGAGCAAGAGCUUGAAACUGCUAAAAGCAGCUCAUCCAUUGAGAAGAGCUAUGAGCUUCCUGAUGGACAGGUGAUCACUAUCGCAGCUGAGCGUUUUAGGUGUCCCGAGGUGAUGUUUCAGCCAUCUCUGAUUGGAAUGGAAGCUCCUGGGAUCCAUGAGACUACCUAUAACUCUAUUAUGAAGUGUGAUGUUGAUAUAAGGAAAGACUUGUAUGGUAAUAUUGUGCUUAGUGGAGGUUCCACCAUGUUCCCUGGGAUUGCUGAUCGUAUGAGCAAGGAGAUCACUGCACUUGCUCCAAGCAGUGUCAAAAUCAAGGUGGUUGCUCCUCCUGAGAGGAAAUACAGUGUUUGGAUUGGUGGCUCUAUUUUGGCUUCACUCAGCACAUUCCAGCAGAUGUGGAUUUCAAAGGCAGAGUAUGAUGAAUCUGGUCCAUCCAUUGUUCACAGGAAGUGCUUCUAGAUAUAUCACAUAUAUAAAUAUAUAUAUAUAUAUAGAGAGAGAGAAAGAGAGAUGAUAUCAUUGAUGAUAUAGUGUGGUUUGGAUUUGUCAGUGAUUGAGAGAGAGAGAGAGAGAGAGUGUGUGUUAGUUUGUUUGUUGGCUUUUUCAGUGUAUACGUACCUAUUAGUUAUUCCGGGGAUGUUGUUGCUUCUUGCUUGUUUUUAUCUGGGUUGAGUUUAGAACAAUGAGAAUUGGAUGAAUGAUAUGAUAAGAUAUGAUAUGAUUUUGCCUAUAAA
Cannabis sativa is the source of this 1660-nucleotide messenger RNA. Its product is annotated as actin-7. The coding region runs from base 252 to 1385 and encodes 377 amino acids. The transcript is spliced from 5 exons. The record is from RefSeq and is a predicted model, not a curated record. NCBI's taxonomy places the organism in Eukaryota, Viridiplantae, Streptophyta, Magnoliopsida, Rosales, Cannabaceae.